UACAUGAGGGAAGGAAGAACAACCAGAGUGGCUUUCGUUUAGUUGGGGACUUGUUUUGAGAGAGGACCGCAGCGCCUGGGGGAACUUAAUGAGUGUUACACACAGAAAUCCUGAUGGGUUCUCGGUGGCGGCAGCUACUGCAGCUGCGUCGGGGGUUCCGCGCGCUUUUCCCUUUGGCACCUGCUUGUUGCCUGGUGCGUCGCCCUGCCAAGCUUUUGCACGCCAGUGUCGUCAGCUACCGCUUCCUGGGGUCGAGCAAUGGGCCCACUCGAGGAAAGCAAGAUAAGGGUGGUGGUAGGUGGGGGACAGGACUCGGCGGUGACCAAGACGACGAAGAGGAAGGCGAGGAGGAGGAGGAGGAGGAAGAAGAGGAGGAGGAGGACGGAGAACUUGAGAUUGAGGACGAGCUGCUGGAAUCGGCGCUGCCCUCUCUGCCAUUUGGCGUCCAGAGAGUGUUUGUGGUGCAUCCAGCUGUGAAAUGGGGGCCAGGCAAGGCUCGGCUAACCACAGCUGAACUUCAACUUGCUGAGGCUGUUGCGCUCAUAAACACCAUUCAAGACUGGACAGUUGUAGAUAAAAUAAUUCUUUCUACAAAAAAUGCUGACCAGGUUCUUAUCUUUGGUAAAGGGAAUUUCCAGCUUCUGACUGACAAGAUUGAAGAAUUGCCACAUAUAUCAGCAGUCUUUGUGAAUGUAGAAAGACUCUCUCUCCCCACUAAGAAAGCAUUUGAAGAAGCUUGGGGAGUGGAGGUGUUCGACAGAUAUUCAGUUGUUCUUCAUAUUUUCCGUCGCAACGCUCGGACUAAGGAAGCAAAACUUCAGAUAGCAUUGGCUGAAAUACCAAUUCUAAGGACUAAUGUGAGAAAUGAGGUCGCUCAGAUGGAUCAACAGAGGGGUGGAUCAAGAUACAUUAUGGGUUCAGGUGAAACGUUCAUGGAAAUACAACUUCGCCUCUUAAAAGAAAAGGAACUUAAAAUUCGAAGGGCCCUUGAGAAGCUCAGACAAAAAAGAUCCUUACUUAGAAGACAGCGGUUGAAGCGUGAAUUUCCUAUUAUUUCGGUAAUGGGCUACACUAAUUGUGGGAAAACGACUCUGAUCAAGGCCCUCACUGGAGAUUCAGGAUUACAGCCUCAAGAUCGCCUGUUUGCCACACUGGACAUUACAGCUCAUGCUGGCUGUCUGCCAUCACGCCUGACUGUUCUUUAUGUUGAUACCAUUGGAUUUCUCUCUCAGUUGCCCCAUGACCUUAUUGAAUCAUUUUCAGCUACACUAGAAGACGUAGCCUACUCGGACGUAAUUGUCCACGUGAGGGAUAUUAGCCAUCCAGAGACCAGCCUCCAGAAGGAAAGUGUUUUGUCCGUUCUCAGGAACCUCAGCCUUCCCAGCCAGCUACUGGAGUCAAUUAUUGAAGUUCACAACAAAGUGGAUUUGGUAGACAGUUAUCAUUCUACUGAACCAAAUGCCAUAGCCAUUUCUGCUCUCCUGGGGUAUGGAUUAGACAACUUGAAAGAGGAAAUUGAGAGGACAGUUUUGAAAAUAACUGGGAAGAACAUUCUGACAAUUCAAGUCAAUUUAGCUGGACCUCAGCUCAGUUGGCUUUACAAAGAAACAACAGUGCAAGAGAUGGAUGUGAAUCCUGAAGAUGGUACAGCCAGUGUGAAGGUGAUUAUUAGUGACUCUGUGUUGGGUAGAUACAAAAGACUGUUUCCCCUGUCACGUUGUUCUUCUGUGAGGAAGAAGAAUCCUGAGUAACAAGAAAAUUUUUAAUGGCGGUAAAAUGCUGAGUACUCCACUGGUAUACAGACUUUCACUGUAUUUGUUUUGAACUGGUCAGCUUGUGCUUGUCAUGAAAUGCUGACACACUACCUCUGGGGAGAAAACAACCUCUCUAUGACAAUGUUACAAAACUUUCAACGUUUGCUUGGAGUUGCACAAAAGGAAUAAAGAUGUUUUGCCCCCAAACUUUGGAGGUUUCAACCCCAUCUGUAGUAAAAAUAUCCAGUCUCUACAGAAUGGCCAGUUAUUCUAGCAGACAGGCAGGGCUGGUUAUUGAGUGUUCCUUCCCUGACUACUUUCCUUCACUUAAUAUAUAAGCAAAAGGAAUUUAUAUAGCAGAAACUAAAAACAUGCCCACUGCACAAAUGCUGAAGUAUCUUGUACAACAGAAAAGUGAAAUACUUCCUUCAGAAUUUCUUUUAUAUCUCAAAACCGUGGCAGGCAAUACGCUCUUGUUCCUGCAGGCAGUGCUGGGCUCCUUUAGAUACAACUGUGUGUGCAAAUGCAUCAACUGAAACCAAACUCAGAAUCUUAGCAGCAAUUUCUUUGAUCCCCACAGAAAGUUGCACUAUGAAUCUGUUAUAAGAACAUAAAAUAUACUGGGCUUUUUACUUUGUUGAUUUCAUGUUACAGUUUCUAGAGGCCAAGUAAUGUGAUAAGAGACUCUGAAAAGAGAAGACAAAACCCUAGGAGACUGGCUUGUUCUUAAGCCUGGAUGCAAGGCUGUGUUUAGCUAAGAGAAGCUUCCACUUGAAAGUAUAGUUUCCACUAGUUACCUGUA
Messenger RNA from Gekko japonicus, 2556 nucleotides. RefSeq names its product GTP binding protein 6 (putative) (gene GTPBP6). The record is from RefSeq and is a predicted model, not a curated record. Gene Ontology annotation, cellular component: cytoplasm. Gene Ontology annotation, molecular function: GTP binding; ribosome binding. Lineage: Eukaryota; Metazoa; Chordata; Lepidosauria; Squamata; Gekkonidae. The transcript is spliced from 10 exons. The coding region runs from base 114 to 1751 and encodes 545 amino acids.